This is a messenger RNA of Aspergillus tanneri, 1599 nucleotides long. It is a transcript of the gene MDM31, whose product is annotated as mitochondrial distribution and morphology protein. Lineage: Eukaryota; Fungi; Ascomycota; Eurotiomycetes; Eurotiales; Aspergillaceae. Bases 1 to 1599 code for a protein of 532 amino acids. Gene Ontology annotation, biological process: mitochondrion inheritance. The transcript is spliced from 3 exons. The record is from RefSeq and is a predicted model, not a curated record. Gene Ontology annotation, cellular component: mitochondrial inner membrane.
AUGUCACAAUUACAUCGGCCUACAAAGGAAGAGCUCUUGGCUGCGGCGAACGGUUUCUGGUCCAGACUCAAGGUACGCUUUAAGUGGUUCUCGAUACGGAGUGUUAGACCUUUCAAUCUGGAAGAAAUAACUGCUCUCUUUUCGUGGGUUUUGUUGGGCCAUGUGGUAUGGAUUGUUCUAGGUACGACAACUUUUUUCUCGUUGUUGAUUAUUGCUAUCAACACGGUCCUCGCUCAAGAAACCCUUGCUCGUUGGAUAGGCAAUUACCUUACUAGGUCUUCAGGUGUAAAAGUAGUGUUUGAGUCGGCAAUCGUUCCCAGAUGGCGUGAUGGUGUCAUUACUUUUAAGAAUGUUUUUGUCUCCAGAAGACCAGGCCAAGGUGCUGGACAUGUUAGUAAAGGUUCAUCAAAGACGGCUGCUGCGGUCGCCGCUGCUGCCGCACUCAAUGAACAAGCUACCUCCGAUCCAAGUGACCCUUCGGAUCAGUGCCUAUUUCCUGAAAACGAGGACACGAACUACACACAAUUUGAUUUAUCGAUUGAAAUGGUUAACGUCACAUUGUCAUUCACAAAAUGGAUCAACGGUAAAGGGCUCCUCCGUGAUGUUGAAGUAAAGGGUAUACGGGGAGUGUUUGACCGCAGGUAUGUCCACUGGUCAAAUGAUGACUUGGACCCUAAAUCCUACCGGCAUGAGCAUAGUCCUGGAGACUUCGAGAUCGAUUCAUUCAAGAUGAGUGAUGUGCUUGUCUCGGUUUAUCAACCAGACAAUUUCAGGCCGUUCUCCGUUAGCAUAUUUUCCUGCGAUCUUCCGCAAUUGAGGAAACAGUGGCUUUUCUAUGAUUUUAUGUCGGCUAAUAUGAUGACCGGAUCAUUUGACAAUUCUUUAUUUACAAUCCAUCCUCGCCAAACCCACAGUUUUACCGGCCCCCAUUUGGGAAAUGAAGAGGAUGAUGGCAAACGAGACCCUUGGAAGAAACAUAGCAGAAUUCGCAUCGAUGGGCUGAAUGUCGACCAUCUAAACCGCGGGGUACAGGGUCCAUUUUCUUGGAUACACGAGGGAACAGUGGAUAUUGUUGCUGAUAUUAUGUUCCCCGCUGAAAAUGAUGAAAGUUUAACAAAGGUGAUGGUCGAUUUGUAUGAUCGGUUGGAAGCUACAGUUACGUCCAAUCAAUACCUUGAGGAGGUAUCACACUAUUCGGAUCAAGCUGGGGAGACGGGUGUGAGCGAUGAUAGACGGUUUUUAAUCACAGACCUGCGACUUCACUUGAACAACGUUCGGGCUGUUGUGCCUCUGUUUACACGAGAUCUUUCUUAUAUUAAUAAUGCCCUAAUUCGUCCUAUCGUCGCUUACAUCAAUUCACGGCGUACCUUUAUUCCUGUCCAUUGUCGACUCGUCAAGCGUGUGGGCGACUUUGAUGGCAGUUGGACCAUCUUUGAUAGUGGAUUGAUGGAUGACCUCUCGGCAGCGGUGUACGAUGCAUUUGCGCGAGACGUAGUCGACGAACAGGCACGCAAGCGACGUUUUAAGAAGGUUGGCUUUUGGUCCCUCCAAUUAGCAGCCCAGGCCAUCUUUAUGGGAAUGGCUGGAAAUAUAGCAUAA